CUCUUUAUCACUGACAUAGAGCAACACCGUCGGCUAGCUGGUCGAGUGGUUGACUAGAAUGGCCAGCAUAUGCACUCGCUGUGCUCUACGCUUACAACGCGCUGCACAGUCUCAGACACGGCAAGCGACCCACCGAGCAUUCUCUCAGACCAGCAAAAGAGCGAAGCACCACGGCCUACCAACCUUUGCCGAAACCUCCACCCCUGAACUCGACGACAUCCUUCUCACUCUCCGCAACAAGCACCUUAUCCCCGCCAACCUGCACAAAUCCGAACGUCGUCUUAUCUUCGGCACGAAAUACCGCCAACAGCUCCUCGACAAUCCUCAAACCGCUCUUGUCGGCGACGAAGAAGUACCUCUAACAUGGAUAGACCGCCGCAAGGAGAUUCCUUCCCGCAACAAACUCUUCGUUCGCGCCCUCGAGCUUAUGUCUAAGGGUGCGAGAGACGAGUAUGGGGGUGAUUGGAAGAACCUAACCGCGCUGCUGACGGCGCUGAAGGGUGUCAGUAAGUCGAAAGGCCAUGAGAAGAGGGAUGUGAGGGAGGAGAGGAUGGGCAGGAUUGUUAGAAAAGUUGCGGAGGCUGGACAUUUAGAGAUUGUGAUACAUUGCUUGAAGAUAUCCAAGCAGACCGGCUUGAGCUUGAAGCAGGAGGAUGUGCUAGAGAAUGUGGUGUGGGCAAUGCAUCACGCGGCGCAAAAGGCAGGCUGGAGUGAGGAGGCGGUGACGAAGUCGCUGAAGCACGCGAGAGCGAUAGGUUUGUUGUUGGAGAGUGAGCAGCACGGAGGCGGCGCGGUGUUGAGGGAGGAUGACCCACGCACACGGCCGGAGGUGGUUGGGGUGUUCCUUGAGCUUUCGGCUGUGUUUGCAUACAGAUACGGUGGCGGCAAGGAUGAGGAUGGCAGUGUGAAAAUGUACGCCGAGAGGUUGCUGAGUUGUAUUGGGGAGCACGCGCAGCCACCCUCCCGUGCCCCAGCACCCACAGGCCCGCAAAUGGAGAUGCUACACGGCGUCCCAAUCUGGCACGGCUUGAUGCUCGCCGAGAACAUUCUUGGUAGAGACCUACCGCAGCCGCAACUCGCGAAGAAGAUCCGGCAGGACUAUGAAGCUGGGCUGGAGAUUCUAGCGCAGGCUAUCGAAGCGCAGACGCCAGCGCCUGGCAGUUAUGGAGAGCAAGCGUUAGUGGCGUGGAAGGAGUGCGUUCGGGAGUGAAGGGUUGGAAAGGUUGUGCAACAUGAAGCUCACAGCGAGGUCUACAGGCUGUCUGUAUAGUUGGACGAUCACAGUUCAUCCGCUGUGGCAUUUCUAAGCCGCCAGCAUAUCGCAGCAUCGUGUCUGGCAGGGAGCAACGACUUCAAUGGACGAUCACAGUCGUGUGAUUCUGCCCCUUGUUGAGAAUGUUGGAUGAUCUGCGAUCGAGGCUUCCUGGCAAGUUUCACCGGAGCAAUAUGACUCGAAUGCCAGCGUCUUCCCAACACGGAGUGACUCUAGCAUUCUAUAGUACGACAUGAUGUGUAGCUUCUCUCAUAAUACGAAACGAGGUUUAGCUGAAGCUUGUCGCAUUCGAUGGAACGCCGCAAGGGUCGGCUCUCGGCACGGAGACAGGGCAUUCUAGGAGACAACAAGCUUAAAGCCGACCGCAACCACGACACUGGCAAGCGGUAUCCACAGAUCAGCCAG
Molecule: messenger RNA, 1678 nt
Organism: Baudoinia panamericana UAMH 10762
Lineage: Eukaryota; Fungi; Ascomycota; Dothideomycetes; Mycosphaerellales; Teratosphaeriaceae
Exons: 3
Coding region: 59-1210 (383 amino acids)
Source: RefSeq, a predicted model, not a curated record